AUGAACGCUACACGCAUCCUCCUCCACCGCCAGCCCAUGAUCCGCUUCCUUGGAAAGAGAUCAAUCCCCACCAAGAUUGACCACACUCCUCACGCCCACCCUGCCGCUCCCACUUCUGAGCUCCCCGAGUCUUUCGCUUCCUACAGACAGAAGGCCCAGCAGCACGGUCCCCUGCACCGCCGUACCGCAGCCAGCCAAUACGGCGGCUUCGUUGGCGGCAAGCCCGGAUCCGCCCUCGGCCCCGUCGAGCCCGCAUCCGGCGAGUUCUUUGACCGCAGCGAGCUGCCCGCCCGUUUCGCCAGAACUUCGUGGUCCGCAGCUGAGAUCGAGGCCAUCGAGUCCGGCGGUGCCAGCUUGUUCGCAUAA
Molecule: messenger RNA, 366 nt
Organism: Aureobasidium melanogenum CBS 110374
Lineage: Eukaryota; Fungi; Ascomycota; Dothideomycetes; Dothideales; Saccotheciaceae
Exons: 2
Coding region: 1-366 (121 amino acids)
Biological process (GO): 2-oxoglutarate metabolic process
Source: RefSeq, a predicted model, not a curated record